AUGCCUCCCGCGCUCCACCGCCGCUACCAAACCGUCUCCAUCCCAGCCUCGUACGGCCGCCUCGACGACGGACCGACCCCGGGCACCGUCGCAGGCAUCGUCCUCGGCAGCGUCGCAGGCUUCAUCCUCCUCCUGUACCUGGCCUACCUGGGCCUGGGGCUGAACAACAAACCGGCGGACGACGUAACCGCGACGGCGACCUCGAUGACCUGGACGGGCACGGAGUCCGGGGUGACGCGGCGGUCGCGGCGGUCGCGGCGCGGCGACACGAUCGAGGUGGUCGAGGACCAGCGGCAUGGACCCCGCGACCAUGUGUCGGUGGAGGAGUCGGUGAUGUCUGCGUCGCGCACGGACGGCGACGACGUCGUCGAGGUGAUUGAGGAGCAUUCAUCUGUGGAUGGGAGGCCGCCGCCGCGGUCUGCGUCGAGGAGGAGUCGCGGGGUGUCGGGGUCGUAUCGGACGGUGGAUCCGUAUGGGUAUGGUGGGGAGAGUUCGUAUGAUGGGCGGUAG
Aspergillus clavatus NRRL 1 is the source of this 510-nucleotide messenger RNA. RefSeq lists its product as uncharacterized. Bases 1 to 510 code for a protein of 169 amino acids. Lineage: Eukaryota; Fungi; Ascomycota; Eurotiomycetes; Eurotiales; Aspergillaceae. The transcript has a single exon. The record is from RefSeq and is a predicted model, not a curated record.